Molecule: messenger RNA, 1513 nt
Organism: Thamnophis sirtalis
Lineage: Eukaryota; Metazoa; Chordata; Lepidosauria; Squamata; Natricidae
Source: RefSeq, a predicted model, not a curated record
GUUGAAUUGAGGAGGAAGAGGAAGAAAUUUAGAAAAGACUGUCCUAGUUGAUCAUGCAGUGAAAUGUGGCAAUGGGAAAUUUGUACUCAGAUUUGCAAGAUUCUAUUAAUGCACAAUGGACAUGGACAAUAUAAGACAAAAUCAAGAGAGCAAUUGACAGCAGAGGGAUUUAGUUUUUAAUGGUUUUGUAUGAUCAUUUAAAAGAAGGAUUUAAGGUAGAUAAUAGGACAGCAGAAGACAGAACUGUAAGUUGAACUUGCAUUGUAAAUUGAUGGACACUUUGCCGUUCUGUUGGAAAGUUAAUAUAUUCAAUCAUAUUGUAUGUCCUUUCCAGAGAGAGGAAAAGCAGCUUGAGCUGUCCCUGGAAACUCUUAUCAGUCAAGUGGCUGACCUGAAGAACUCCUUGGUCAAUUUCAUUUACAAGCUGGAGAAUGAAUAUGACCGUCUCACUUGGCCUUCCGUGCUAGAUAGUUUUGCUCUGCUCUCGGGGCAGCUUAAUACUCUGAACAAAGUGCUGAAGCAUGAGAAAACUCCACUGUUGCGCAAUCAGGUUAUUAUCCCAUUAGUGUUAUCGCCAGAUCGGGAUGAAGAGAUAAUGCGGCAGACAGAAGGACGAGUACCAGUGUUCAGCCAUGAAGUUGUACCUGAUCAUCUGCGAACUAAGCCUGAUCCUGAGGUAGAGGAGCAAGAGAAGCAGCUAAACACAGAUGCAGCUCGUAUUGGCACUGAUGUGGCACAGAAACAGAUUCAAAGCCUAAACAAAAUGUGUUCGAACUUGCUAGAGAAAAUCAACAAAGAAGAUCGAGAAUCUGAAAGUGGAGGUUUGCGCCAGAACAAGCAAACAUUCAACCCUGCUGAUACCAAUGCCCUAGUUGCAGCUGUAGCCUUUGGAAAAGGAUUGUCCAACAGACGUCCACCAGGAGUGGGAAGUUCUGUUUCAACCAGUCAGCAAGCUGCCAAUGCCAUCAUAGCUGGUGCUUCUACCAUGCAGCAAGUACAAAUGUCAGGCGCACCAAAUCAGCCACAGUCUAUGCUUGGAGGAGUGCAGAUGCCACAAGGAGGGCAACCAGGUAAGAUGCCCAGUGGCAUAAAAACCAAUAUCAAAUCUGCUUCAAUGCAUCCCUAUCAAAGAUGAGCGGGAAGUAUUCUGGUCUAUUGCUGGUCCUGGAUUUCAUUUCCAAGUCAACACUUCUUCAAACUGUUCUCAGCAAUUAAACUUGGAGUCUUCUCUGAAGAUCACUUGUAUCAUUUAUUAAUACAACUGCAUUGAUCCAGGAUACAGAAUAUAGACAUGUAUUUUUCAUUCCAAAUGAUAGAGGCAAUUUUGAGACAAGAGACCGGUUUCUGAUAGCUAAGCCAAGAUGGUAAACAACCUUACUUUUUGUUUACUAAUGUACUGCCUGAUUCUUUGAGGUGAUGCGCCUCUUUUGGAACUGCCUGUUGGUGACUGAGAUUAUAUGAGACGUAUGUGUUUUUUUUUAAAAAAAUAAUAAAGUUCAAGUGCUCCUUCUUA